Messenger RNA from Solanum tuberosum (potato), 483 nucleotides. Its product is annotated as deacetoxyvindoline 4-hydroxylase-like. NCBI's taxonomy places the organism in Eukaryota, Viridiplantae, Streptophyta, Magnoliopsida, Solanales, Solanaceae. The record is from RefSeq and is a predicted model, not a curated record. The transcript is spliced from 3 exons. Bases 1 to 483 code for a protein of 160 amino acids.
AUGGAGUACUCUAAGGAUCUGAUGAAACUAGGCUGCUCCUUACUUGAAUUAUUGUCAGAAGGUCUUGGUCUUAAUCGUUGCCAUCUCAAGGAUAUGGAUUGCGCGGAGGGGCUAGGUAUUUUGGGACAUUACUAUCCAGCAUGCUCCCAGCCAGAACUCGAGAUAGGCACCAACAAACAUUCUGACAAUGAUUUUAUCACAGUGCUUCUACAAGAUCCUAUUGGAGGACUUCAAGUGCUUCACCAGAAUCAAUGGCUUAUAACAAAUGACAAGUACACAAGUGUUGAGCACCGAGUAUUGGCAAAUAAAGUGGGACAACAAUAUCAGUUGCAUGCUUCUUCUACACAGAUGCAAUCACGAUUAGAACCAAUCAAGCAUUCAAUGGUUGAUGGAGGAAACCGGAACGUUGACAAUGAAGCAGAGUCAUUCCUCAAACAACUCUUUACAUCUAUAAUACUCUAUGCAGCAAAGUUGGCUGUGUAA